GCGAGCCAGUCGUCUUCCUUGCUGCGCUACAGAGUUCACUUUCACAAUGGAGAUUAUAACAGUUACGUUCUUCAGUGUCGUGUUGUUGUGUGGUGUCAAAGAUGUAUCUGCUUGGGCCAGGCGUACAAACUUGGCUAAACGGGUGAGACAGUUGGAAAAGGAGGUCAACGUAUGGAAGUUUACAACUCUUAAUACUGAGAUUAAAAUGAUGAUUGACUUUAAAAAGUUGGAGUCGUCACUAAAAGAAGAGCUGGCUGGAACAUUCGUUCCUUCUUUGAUCAAGCGUCUCGUCAAACAAGAAAUUAGUGACAUCCUGAAAGAAGGUGACAUAGGGGACAUUAUCAGCGGGCAUGUUCUGGAUGAGGUUGGCAGCCUGAAAGCCAGUGUGCAAAGUACGAAGACACAGCUAAAAACAAUAACACAACAAUUGAAACAUGUUGAACGGGAAAGAGACUCUUACAGAAAGAGUCUUGAAAAGCUACGAGGCAGAUUGACCAAAGACAUCCGUGCAUUACAGAUGCAACUAAAUCAGACCAAUGAUGAUUUUUUUGCAAAGAAACAAAUCACUGGUCUUACAGAGGUGUCAUUCUCAACUUCGACCACAACGUAUCCUGCAACUACAACAGCCUCGACUGAUCCGAGCAAGACGGUUCCAUCAACGCCAGUGACGACACAAGACUCCGAUCUACACGCAUCGACUUACCCGAGUCAGGAUCCAAUCCAGGGCAAGACGGUUCCUCCAGCGCCAGUGACGACACAAGAGCCUGAUCCACACGCGACUCCAUCACAAGCAGACCGCGACCUCUACUCCGCCUGCACCGACGGUGACCUGGGAACAGUGAGAUGGAUCCUGGCUGCGGGCCACGUGGACAUCAACACUAGAGGAGGAUGGAGGCGCAGGACAGCGGUGAUGGAGGCAGCACGGUGGGGACACAAAGAAGUGGUUGAGCUCCUUGUAGGUAAAGGUGCUGAUGUGUCACUGCUGGACAAGUACCGUAGAAACAUCCUUCACUACGCCUGUUGGAGUGGAGACGUGGAGACCGUGAAGCUGAUCCUGUCACUGAACGAGGUCGACAUCAACAGUAGAGGAUGGAGGAGCAAGACACCGGUGAUGGCGGCAGCGGGGGAGGGAAAAGGAGAUGUGUUGGCGUUCCUCGUGGGUAGAGGGGCUGAUGUGUCACUGGUGGACGUGGACGGAAGCAACAUCCUUCUUUACGCCUGUAUGGGUGGAGACAUGAAGGCCGUGAAGCUGAUCCUGUCGCUGAACGUGGUGGACAUCAACGCCACGAACAACUACGGCCAUACAGCUGCCUACAUGGCGAGACGUGAGGGACAUCAGCAAGUGGUGGAUCUCCUGGCGUCACGUGGUGCUCACUGAAUCUGUGUAGGGUUGAUGCCGACAGAGACGGGGGACAUGUCGCUACUGACACUGGCGUGACGUGUACGUUCAUGUAGUCGUUUGUCAACGCCCAUGAUUCAGAUGAUUUCCAUGUUUCCUUCUGAAUAUUAACAAAAUAAAUGGUGAGUGAUUGUACAUAAACAUCGCCCAUCUUAACAUUA
Haliotis rubra (blacklip abalone) is the source of this 1560-nucleotide messenger RNA. RefSeq names its product ankyrin repeat, PH and SEC7 domain containing protein secG-like. The transcript has 4 exons. Bases 47 to 1378 code for a protein of 443 amino acids. Gene Ontology annotation, molecular function: protein binding. Lineage: Eukaryota; Metazoa; Mollusca; Gastropoda; Lepetellida; Haliotidae. The record is from RefSeq and is a predicted model, not a curated record.